GCCUCAUCCUCAGAGACGGGCCGACCGCACGUUAGUUUUGCCUCAAAGCGAUCCCGUGGUCAGUCGUGGGUCUCGACCGGACCGAGGUACUAUAAAGCAGCGGGGACCAGACCGACGACGGCGACUGUACUCGUCAUCCCGCGGAGGAAACCGGUUGUGCGCUCAGUAUUCUCAAAAUGCAGCCACAGUGUUACUGGAUCCUCUUCUUGAUCAGCUGCCUGCUGCAGUCCCUCUCAGCACACAACGAUUUCUUUACGUCCAUAGGCCAGAUGACUGAUCUGCUGUACACAGAAAAAGACCUGGUCACCUCUCUGAAGGACUAUAUCAGAGCAGAGGAAAGGAAGCUUGAAGAGGUCAAACAGUGGGCUGAUAAGCUGGACUUGUUGACGGCCAAAGCCACCCAGGACCCUGAGGGCUUCCUGGGGCAUCCUGUCAAUGCCUUCAAGCUGAUGAAGAGGUUGAAUACAGAGUGGGGAGACCUGGAGAGCCUGGUGCUUAGGGAUACCACCGAUGUAUUCAUUUCUAACCUGACCAUCCAGAGACAGCACUUCCCUACAGACGAGGACCAGACAGGGGCAGCCAAGGCUCUGCUCCGCCUACAGGAUACCUACAGACUGGAUGCCAACACCAUUUCCAUUGGUGACCUGCCUGGGGUUACAUACAAAAGCCCUAUGACGGUGGAGGACUGUUAUGAGCUAGGGAAGAUAGCUUACACCGAGGUGGACUACUAUCACACAGAGUUAUGGAUGGCCCAGGCCCUGAAACAGCUCGACCAGGGUGAGGAAUCUCCCAUAGACAAGGUGACGGUGCUGGACUACCUCAGCUACGCCAUAUACCAGCAGGGGGAGAUAGCGCGUGCCCUGGAGUACACCAUGAAGCUGCUUGCUCUGGACCCAGAGCACCAGCGUGCCAAGGGCAACCUGAAGUACUUUGAGUUCCAGCUGGAGAAGCAGAGGAAGACCGCAGAGGCUGAGACCCAGGAAAACACAGAGCACACAAAAAGAGAAACAAGCAAAAAGAAACCUAAGGAGAAGGCUGCCAAGGGGUCAAUCCCGGAAAGGGCAAAGUAUGAGAUGCUUUGCAGAGGGGAAGGUAUCCGAAUGACCCCCCGCCGGCAGAGCCGGCUGUUCUGCCGUUAUUAUGACAACAAUCGCAAUCCCAUGUACGUGUUGGGCCCUAUCAAACAAGAAGAUGAGUGGGACCGGCCCUACAUCGUUCGUUUCCACGACAUCAUCUCCCACGGCGAGAUCGAGAAGGUCAAGGAGCUGGCCAAGCCCAGACUGCGCAGGGCCACCAUCUCCAACCCCAUCACUGGUGUGCUGGAGACCGCCUCAUACCGGAUCAGCAAGAGUGCCUGGCUGACUGGGUACGAUCAUCCGAUGAUUGACAGAAUCAACCAGAGAAUUGAGGAUCUCACAGGGCUGGAGAUGGACACUGCAGAGGAGCUGCAGAUCGCAAAUUAUGGUGUCGGAGGUCAAUAUGAACCACAUUUUGACUUUGGAAGGAAAGAUGAGCCAGAUGCAUUUAAAGAGCUUGGCACUGGAAACCGUAUUGCAACAUGGCUUUUCUAUAUGAGUGAUGUUUCAGCAGGUGGAGCCACAGUAUUCCCAGAUGUAGGGGCAGCAGUGUGGCCCAAAAAGGGUACUGCAGUGUUCUGGUACAAUCUGUUUGCCAGUGGGGAGGGAGACUACAGCACACGGCAUGCAGCCUGCCCGGUGUUGGUGGGCAACAAAUGGGUAUCAAACAAAUGGAUCCAUGAAAGAGGCCAGGAGUGGCGGCGACCAUGUGGCCUGAAGGAGUCUGACUGAUGAAUAUUGAGAGCGUUGUCACUUAAUGGACUACUCCAGUUCACCCCCAAUCUUCCUUGUGAACACCAACGCCCAGGAUCAAACUCGAAAGCGCUGCAGUUAACUUAUCAUACAAGUGGAAUCGCAAUGACCCUCCUCAAUCACACUCGAGCUGUUGCGCUUUGAGCCCAAAGAUUCUUUGGAUCAAUGUGAAGCCCCUGGGCAGUACUAGCUGUCAGAGCAGUAUUGCUCUGAGAAAUCCUUGCUCUUUGUUUGCCCACCCCAUGUCUGUCUCAACACUCUGUUUGAACUCUACCCCAAAGGAAGCCUUACCCCCUUAGUAGUGACGUGGGACCAGCUUCUGGCCAAACUGUCUGUUUGACCCUUAAGGGGACCACUCACAUUAAGUUCAUGUCAUUAUGAAGUCGUUAAGUAUUCAAAAGGCAAAUAUUUUAUGCUUUUGGCAGAAAUAGCAACUUAAACCGACUUGUUUUAAGCUUUUUGUAUGGGUUGAAAGCCCUGUGAUGGCCUGGCGACCUGUCCAGGGUGUCUCCCCGCCUGCCGCCCAAUGAUUGCUGGGAUAGGCUCCAUCAUCCCCGCGACCCUGACAGCAGGAUAGGCGGUUUGGAUAAUGGAUGGAUGGAUGAAAGGAUCUAUCCAUUCAUUCAUUCAUUCAUUCAGUCAUUCAUUUAAUCAGGUUUCUUAAAGACGAUGAAAUACUCAGAUUAGUGUCUUGGGGCAAAUUCACUGUAUUUCUUCAAAGUUAAGUAUCUCAUCUUUGACCAAUAUUUCCAUUCUGAUUACCACUUACAUGGAUGAUGAGGGAUGUGUAGCGCUACACAAUAUGUUGUUAUACAAUAUAACAGACGACUUCUUGAUCUGCCUCAAGCCCUAGCCUCUCUAAAAAUCCUCUACUCCGUGACUACCCAUACUCUGGCAAAAAAAAAAGAAAGGUGGAGGCUGUUAGAUUUGUUAAACUUGCAAAAACCAGCAUGCACUAAUGCAUGUUGCUGUGCACGUGAACGCCCAUACAUUUAUACACAUAAACUACCAUAUUACAUUACAUCACAGUCAUUUAGCCCACGCUUUUAUCCAAAGCGACUUACAAUAAGUGCAUUUAACGUAGGAAAUCAGGAGAACUACUAGUCAUCAGAGGUCAUUAGUGCAUCUUCUCUCUAAACAAGCAUCUAAGAGCAAAGCCAGUGCUAAAGUAAAAGCGCCAGAAAGAGAUUUUUUUUAAAUGAGAAUACAAUAAGUGCCAAGAGCAAGUAACAUGGUAGUAGUUCAUAUGCUGCAUAUCAUUCUGAUGUUUCAUAAUUCAUAAUCAAGUGAUUUCCCCCCCCCAUGAAGCUGACAUGUUCACAUGUGUUGUAAGGACCUAAAAUAUUUAACAGGGGAUUGAAUACUUACUUUCAUUGUACCAUGACAUGCCAUUAAAGUAUUUUUUUUUAAAAACCCAACCUUAUUCCUAAAAAGUUUCGGGUCUGGAAGUGUGUGGACUUGUCCCACAGGUACGAUGAACAGUUAUUUUUUUGUGUAUUACUUUAUUGGUCUUCCAAAGAAUGUUUAUUUAUGUUUCACCGGCCCGUUUUGUGUUGAGGUUUUGUUUGUUUUG
Molecule: messenger RNA, 3402 nt
Organism: Lampris incognitus (smalleye Pacific opah)
Lineage: Eukaryota; Metazoa; Chordata; Actinopteri; Lampriformes; Lampridae
Gene: p4ha1b
Product: prolyl 4-hydroxylase, alpha polypeptide I b
Exons: 15
Coding region: 177-1808 (543 amino acids)
Biological process (GO): peptidyl-proline hydroxylation to 4-hydroxy-L-proline
Cellular component (GO): endoplasmic reticulum
Molecular function (GO): L-ascorbic acid binding; procollagen-proline 4-dioxygenase activity; iron ion binding
Source: RefSeq, a predicted model, not a curated record